Eriocheir sinensis (Chinese mitten crab) is the source of this 1328-nucleotide messenger RNA. RefSeq lists its product as uncharacterized. The record is from RefSeq and is a predicted model, not a curated record. Lineage: Eukaryota; Metazoa; Arthropoda; Malacostraca; Decapoda; Varunidae. The coding region runs from base 32 to 1255 and encodes 407 amino acids. The transcript has 2 exons.
CUGAUAUUUUGGUAUUCACAAAGAAAAAACAAUGGGACAAAAAGUCUCGCACGAAAAAGCGAACGUGAUCGUGAGCCUGCGAGAAGGCAUGAGCCGGCCGGACACCUUGAAGGUGUCUUACAAGGGCGGCGGCUGCCUCAGGAGGCGGCGGCCGAUCGCCUUCCUUACCUUCCCCAGCACCGGCUGGCGGUGCGCCGAGGGGAUAGAGGCGUGCGAGGCGGAGGGGGGAUUGAGCGUGCCGUUGGCCGCGCUCAAACAUAAGGACGGAAGCAAGAUCAUUCAGCUGCGCUGCGGGUCUGGCAGGAGGACCCUGCUGAAGGCAGCGAUGCCGCUGGGGAAGUUCCUCAACAACCUCGACUACCUGCACUUCUCGUUACACUGUGACGGCAGGGGCUCCAGCGGCGCCUACACCGGCAUGCGGUGCAACGGGCACCCCUGCGUUGAGGCGGCGCCGCCCCCGAUGUGGCACCGGCCAAAUGGCGGGAAGGAAGCCAGUGACCCCACCAAGGCCUCAGUUACCCCAGCAGGUGGUGCCGGAGGCAUCACCAAAGCUGCAAACACCAGGGCAGGUGAUGCCACACACAUCACCAAAGCUGCAAACACCAGGGCAGGUGAUGUCACACACAUCACCAAGGCUGCAAACACCAGGGCAGGUGAUGUCACACACAUCACCAAGGCUGCAAACACCAGGGCAGGUGAUGUCACACACAUCACCAAGGCUGCAAACACCAGGGCAGGUGAUGCCACACACAUCACCAAGGCUGCAAACACCAGGGCAGGUGAUGCCACACACAUCACCAAAGCUGCAAACACCAAGGCAGGUGAUGUCACACACAUCACCAAAGCUGCAAACACCAAGGCAGGUGAUGUCACACACAUCACCAAAGCUGCAAACACCAGGGCAGGUGAUGUCACACACAUCACCAAGGCUGCAAACACCAGGGCAGGUGAUGUCACACACAUCACCAAGGCUGCAAACACCAGGGCAGGUGAUGUCACACACAUCACCAAGGCUGCAAACACCAGGGCAGGUGAUGUCACACACAUCACCAAGGCUGCAAACACCCCGGGCUCCCCUCCCCACACUCUCCGCCGUCGGAAGACCAAGAAACCCAAUCUGCGCGCCCACGGCAGGGCCACGGCGACGCCCAAGAGACACGGUGCGCCGUACACAUGGACGGACGCGUUCCUGGACGUCACGGCGAUCUGUGCCGUCGUCAUGUCCGGCGUCCUGGCGUACUACACGCGUUGGUGAGGUGCCGCCACGCCCUCCCGCCCGGAGGCCUUGAUGGGCGCGGGCUAUUGUCUAUUAUAUCUUUCUCCAUCUC